GAAAAAAGCAGUCUCUUGACGGCAAGAGACCCAUCUGUUGUUUAAAUCCGAGCAUCAAAAAUCAAAUCUUCGCCGAUCUUCCUCGUCUGUUUGCUUAUUCAUAUCUGAAAAACCCUAUUUUUUCUUCACUGAUCUGCAGAACUUCUGCAAUUAACCACAAAUUUCUACAAAAAUCUACCGGAUUCCAACUCUUUUGUUGUCAUCAUUGUUCAUGAUACGAUAUUACGAUGUGUCGCCCGAAACUAAUCAAUCUUGCUGAUAACGGUAAAUGAAUAUGUUGCAAUAUGAAAGUGAAGAAACAAAGUCCUUACCUUUGCACGGUUAAGAAGAAAACUAAAUCAUUGGGAGUGAGAUGUAGAUGGUGCAUGUCACCUACUCACCUUAACCAUCUCAGACUGCACUACAAAAGGGGAAUUGGAGAUACAAAAUGUCCUGCUACAUCCACUUGCAGAUCCGGCUUAGGCUUGCUCUCAAAGAUUGUGAGAGCAAAACCAUCAUUUGGUAACCUGUACGAAGGACAUGCACCUGCACUCAAACCUCUCCAAGCAGACUUGACAUCGUCAAGGAAAGCAGUUGAUUGUGCCAUUGUUUGAAAAACAAAAAGGAACAAUGAGAGGUUUGUUACGAAUAUAAGUAAUUAUUUGAUAAGUUAGAAACGAUAAUGACGUUCUCUAUUUAUAGUGUAGUAGGUUGUUAGGGUUUUUGGAUCCAAGAUUUCCGAAAAUCUUGGAAAAAAGCAAAAAAUAUAAGAUACGGUAAAUAACAUAUAUUCGUAUUUGGUAAACUAA
Molecule: messenger RNA, 788 nt
Organism: Arabidopsis lyrata subsp. lyrata
Lineage: Eukaryota; Viridiplantae; Streptophyta; Magnoliopsida; Brassicales; Brassicaceae
Exons: 4
Coding region: 285-593 (102 amino acids)
Source: RefSeq, a predicted model, not a curated record